Molecule: messenger RNA, 1362 nt
Organism: Saccharomyces kudriavzevii IFO 1802
Lineage: Eukaryota; Fungi; Ascomycota; Saccharomycetes; Saccharomycetales; Saccharomycetaceae
Gene: BNA5
Product: kynureninase
Exons: 1
Coding region: 1-1362 (453 amino acids)
Biological process (GO): NAD+ biosynthetic process
Cellular component (GO): cytoplasm
Molecular function (GO): kynureninase activity; pyridoxal phosphate binding
Source: RefSeq, a predicted model, not a curated record
AUGGAAAAAGCAUUAGAAUUGGACAAGGAAUAUCCGAACUGCCUCAAAAAUGAAUUUAACAUUCCUACGUUCAAAUCCAUUGGGUUAUCCCCCGACAAUAAGCCUGUGACGUACUUGUGCGGGAACUCUUUGGGAUUAAUGCCCAGGUCAACUAGAGACUCAAUCAAUGCUGAAUUGGACGCAUGGAGCAACUGUGCUGUGGAGUCACAUUUUAAACAUCCUGAGGAAGCCGAGGGCAAAGUUCCCUGGAUGGACAUUGAUUUACCUAUUCUUCCGCUAUUAGCCCCCAUCGUCGGUGCUCAAGAAAAUGAGGUUGCAGCAAUGAAUAGUCUUACCGCAAAUUUGAAUUCUUUAUUAAUUACAUUUUACAAACCUACUGAAAAGAGAUUCAAAAUUCUUUUCGAGAAGGGUUCCUUUCCAUCAGAUUAUUAUGCUUUUUACAAUCAAUGUAGAAUUCAUGGAAUCUCGGGACCUGAAAAUGCUCUGAUCCAAAUCGAGCCACGGGAGGGAGAAACGUUCAUUAGAACUCAGGAUAUUUUGGAUACUAUAGAAGUGAAUCAAGAUGAAUUGGCCUUAGUAUGUUUGUCAGGUGUGCAAUAUUAUACGGGCCAAUAUUUUGAUAUCGGCCGAAUUACCUCUUUUGCACACCAAUUCCCGGGAAUCUUGGUUGGAUGGGAUCUGGCACAUGCCGUAGGAAACGUUCCAUUACAACUUCAUGAUUGGGGUGUGGACUUUGCUUGUUGGUGUUCCUAUAAAUACCUGAAUGCCGGGCCCGGUGGAAUUGGUGGCUUAUUCGUUCAUUCGAGGCAUACCAAAGCUGACCCAACUAGAGGGGAUUUGCCAAGACUAGCUGGUUGGUGGGGUAACGAUGCAGCCAAGAGAUUCCAAAUGCUGGAAGUUUUUGAGCCAAUUUCGGGAGCGUUGGGAUUUAGGCAAUCCAAUCCAAGUGUCAUUGACACGGUAGCAUUGAGGACCUCAUUGGAAUUGUUUGCAAAGUUUAAUGGCAUUGCUGAAAUCCGUAAAAGAUCUUUGUUAUUGACAAAUUAUAUGCUGGAAUUAUUGGAAGCCUCCAAGUACUACAAGCAUCCUUUAAAGAUUGAGAAAUUACCAUACUUCUUUACAAUACUAACGCCAACGGGAGCUGAUCAAGACCAUGGGGCUCAGUUGUCACUUUGCUUUGAUUCUGAUACUGGAAAAGGGGAUAUCAUGCCCAGAGUAUUCCAAUAUUUGCACGAUCAUGGUGUUAUCGGUGAUGCAAGAAGACCUAAUGUAAUUAGGUUGGCGCCCGCCCCCUUAUAUAAUACGUUCUCAGAUGUGUACAUUGCGGUGAAUGCACUCAACGAGGCAAUGGACAAAUUGUAG